CAUUCAUGAAGAAGAUAAUAUAGCAAACUUAUUGGCCAUUAAAAGAGAAGAAAAAAUUCAAGAGCAAAGAAAGAGCUCAUUGACAUGGCCAUAUAUUAAAACAGAAGUGGAAAAACUCGGGAAGAAGCAUAAUUUAAAUUUAGAAUGCUACCUCAGAGAAAUUUGGGAAGUGGCACGUUUGGUAGCCCCAGAAUUGGAUACACGAGAAGAAGCUGCUUCACACAUAUUUUCCAGGUGUCUCAUAAUACUUCAGUUUUAAGUGUUAAACAGAAUAUGAAACUGAAACAGAUGUUUGGUGAUGUUAAACCUCAAAUUCUCGAGAGAGCCCAUAAGGCUGUAAGAAAUAUUGCAGAUUUAGUUAGCGAGGAAGAGCUGAUUGAAUUAGUCACACAGUUGGGCGCAGCUGAAGAAGAGCUACCUAUGUUUGGUGCCAAUAUAAAGGUGGGCCCUCUGAUUUUAGCAGGCGAUGAGUUAUCGAAGCACAAGUUGUUAGACCUAAGAAGAAUAAAACCUGUAUCACAAGCCACUCUGCGAUAUGAUGAUUUUAAACCUGAACCUGUGGAAAACAUAGUUAAAGAGAAGGUUUCACAAGAAUUGUAUGACAAGUCUUGGAUAGAGGUAGAAAUGCUUAAAUAUUAUUCUGACAUAAGCAUUGUUUCAGAGCUUAGUAAUAGUACAAUGACCCUCUUGCUAAGUUCAAAAGCUGAUGAUGAACUGCAAAAUGAGUUGUUUGAACUUCUGGGUUUUGAGCAGUUUGAGCUAAUACAGUCAUUUCUCCAACACCGGUCUGAGAUUAAAAAUCCACCACCAAAUAAGGAACAAAAAAUAAAUGCUUUGCUGGAUGGACUAGCAAGUCAAGUAGUGAAAGAUCGUCCUGUUUAUGGUCAGUCUGUUACAGUUAUGAAUGAAACUGAAAAACAGUUACUGAAACAGGCCCGAAAAGAAGAGAAAAAACUCUUUAAGACAGCCAAGCAGUUAGCUGAUGGUGUUUCUACAGAAGAUUUUAAUCCAGAAGCACUGAGGGCAAAAAGGGAAGCAGCACUUUUUGAAGCUUCACAAGCUGCACUCUUUCCAAGAAGAACCCGAGCUGCUCCAGAAAUUAAGUUUCCAUAUGUUUUUGAUAUUCACAACAAAGUAAAGGAAUGUGCAGCAUACAUAGCUGGAUUGAAAAUUUCUUUGCCUGAGGGUUUCAAAAAAUCUAGUGAUACUAUAAUGGAGGAAGUUUAUAUUCCUGCAUCAGAUCCAGCUCCCCCAGAAGUGGGAGCUAAACUUUUCCCCACUUCCAAAUUUGAUGAAAUUGGUCAGAUAGCUUUCAAAGGAUGUAAGACCCUGAAUCGUAUUCAGACAGUUGUGUAUCCUAUUGCCUACCAUAGUAAUGAAAAUAUGUUGGUAUGUGCCCCUACUGGUGCUGGUAAAACGAACAUUGCCAUGUUAGCAGUUGUCCACCAGAUCAGGCAGCACAUUGAGAAUGGUGUUAUUCAGAAGGAUAAAUUUAAGAUUGUGUACAUAGCUCCUAUGAAAGCUCUUGCAUCUGAAAUGACCAAAAACUUUGGAAAAAGAUUAGAACCAUUAGGACUAACAGUUCGUGAGUUGACAGGAGACAUGCAUUUAACAAAACCUGAGAUUAUGGCAACUUCUAUGAUCAUCACAACACCAGAGAAAUGGGAUGUAACAACUCGAAAACCAGGUGAUACUCAGUUGUCUCAAUUAGUAAAACUACUAAUUAUUGAUGAGGUUCAUCUUUUACAUGGAGACCGUGGCCCUGUUUUAGAGACUUUGGUUGCUCGUACGCUUAGAAUGGUUGAAUCUCAGCAAUCAAUGAUCAGGAUUGUUGGAUUGUCUGCCACUCUUCCCAACUAUAUUGAUGUAUCAACCUUUUUGAGGGUUAACCCAUACAAGGGACUUUUUUAUUUUGAUUCCCGAUUUCGUCCUGUUCCCCUGGAAUUAACUUUCAUUGGAGUCAAAGCUUCAGGAAGGUUCAAGCAAAUGGAAGAUAUGGAUAGAAUUACAUUUGACAGAUGUUUAGAGUUCUUGGAUCAAGGACACCAAGUAAUGGUGUUUGUCCAUGCUCGUAAUGGUACUUUACGAACUGCUGAGAACCUGAUAAAGCUUGCUCAGGAUGGAAGGACAAAGAACUUCUUGCCAGAUGAAGGCCCUGAUCUCUCGGGCUCGAAAAGAAUUAGCAAGUCAAGGAAUAAAAAGCUGUUAGAACUUUUGAUUCAGGUUUGGGGUGUUCACCAUGCUGGACUUUUGCGCUCAGAUAGGAAUCUGGUUGAAAAUUUCUUCAGUCAAGGGUUCAUCAAAGUUCUAGUAUGCACAGCUACCCUGGCAUGGGGUGUAAAUCUUCCUGCUCAUGCAGUCAUUAUAAAGGGAACUGAUAUAUAUGACAGCAAAUCAGGAACUUUAGUUGAUUUGGGCAUUUUAGAUGUUCUACAGAUCUUUGGUCGAGCUGGUCGUCCACAGUUUGACAAAAGUGGUCAUGGUAUAAUUAUCACGACUCAUAGUAAACUGUCAAAUUAUGUGUCCCUUCUGACGAAUCAGUAUCCAAUUGAAAGUUCUUUCAUUGCUCAUCUUGCUGACAAUUUGAAUGCUGAGGUUGCUCUUGGAAGUGUAACUAAUGUUGAUGAAGCCAUUGAGUGGUAAGUUACAUAAUGUGACUUGUAUGUCCGUAUGCGAAAGAAUCCUCAGGUGUAUGGCCUAAUGUAUAAAGAUGCACAGCAUGACCCCAAUCUUGAGGAAUUUAGGCGGGAGGCAGUUAUUAAAGGCAGCCAAACAACUGGAUGCAGCUCGUAUGGUUCGAUUGAUGAAAGCACUGGCUACCUUCAUAUAACUGAUAUGGGGCGUAUUGCCAGUCAGUUUUAUGUCAAAUAUGACACAGUUGAGAUUUUCAAUGAUUUCUUAAGUGCAGUCAUGAACGAUGGCAUGAUUUUGUCUGUAAUAUCCAAAAGCUCCGAGUUCCAGCAGAUGAAGGUACGUGAUGAAGAAAUGGCUGAACUAGACGAACUUCAUGUUCAGUGUGAAGUUCCUGCAGCGGGUGGUGUUGAAAAUAUCCAUGGGAAAGUUAAUAUUCUUCUCCAGUCUUAUAUUUCCCGAAUAAGGAUUGACAGCUUCUCACUUGUUUCUGACAUCAAUUAUGUAACUGACAACUCUGUUCGAAUCACCAGAGCCCUAUUCGAGAUUGUCUUGCAUAGAGGAUGGCCUCUGAUGGCUGGUCGAUUAUUGACAAUAGCUAAGAUGAUAGAGCAUCAGAUGUGGCAUUUUGAAACUCCAAUGAAACAGUUUACACGUCUUUCUCAAGAAAUCAUUGACAAAAUUGAAAGUAGCCGUCUGACCAUAGAGAAAAUAAGGGACAUGGACCAUAAGGAGAUAGGCCAAAUGCUAAGACAUGAAAGAAUGGGAAAGGAAGUGAAGUCAGCAGCAUGGCAAUUUCCAUUACUAAAUAUGGAGGCUAUUGUACAGCCCAUUACUAGGACAGUGCUACGAGUCAAGUUGAACAUUUUACCAGAUUUCACGUGGAAUGACAGGGUCCAUGGAACUCAGGAGAUCUAUUGGAUUUGGGUAGAGGAUCCAGAUAAUAAUCACAUGUAUCAUAGUGAACAGUUCUCUCUAACUAAAAAGCAGGUGCAGCGUGAGCAGGAACAGCAGCUUGUUUUCACCAUCCCCAUUUUCGAUCCAAUGCCAAGCCAGUAUUAUGUAAGAGCUAUCAGUGACAAAUGGUUAAACUGUGAAUCCUCUUGUAUUAUGAGCUUUGAGAACUUAAUUCUACCUGAGCAACAUCCUCCCCAUACAGAUUUACUUGAUCUGAGACCACUUCCAGUCACUGCAUUAAACAACUCGGAGUUGGAAAUGCUCUACAGGUUCACACAUUUCAACCCUAUUCAGACACAGCUUUUCCAUUGUCUGUAUCAUACAGAUAACAAUGUUUUGCUUGGUGCUCCAACUGGUUCUGGAAAGACAAUAGCAGCAGAAAUAGCCAUGUUUAGGGUGUUUCGUGAAACACCUGGAGCAAAGGUUGUGUAUAUUGCACCGUUAAAAGCCCUGGUAAGAGAGAGAGUUGAAGACUGGAAAGUAAGAUUAGAAGAGAAAUUAGGAAAGAAUGUUGUUGAAUUAACUGGUGAUGUGUCUCCAGAUGUUCGGGCAAUCCAGGCUUCAGAUGUGAUAAUUACUACUCCUGAAAAGUGGGAUGGCAUCUCUCGUUCAUGGCAGACACGAAAUUAUGUAAAGGAAGUUUCUUUGAUCAUAAUAGAUGAGAUCCAUCUUCUAGGUGAAGACAGGGGUCCUGUUUUGGAGGUAAUUGUAUCUCGUACAAAUUAUAUUUGCAGUCACACUAACAAGACUCUGCGUGUCAUUGGUCUCUCAACUGCUCUAGCAAAUGCAAAAGAUCUUGCUGAUUGGUUAGGCAUUAAACAGAUGGGUCUGUAUAACUUCCGCCCCUCUGUCCGUCCUGUGCAUUUAGAUGUACAUAUUUCAGGCUUUCCAGGAAAGCACUAUUGCCCAAGGAUGGCAACCAUGAACAAACCUACAUUCCAAGCUAUUAAGCAGCAUUCCCCAGACAAGCCUGUUUUAGUAUUUGUGUCCUCAAGACGACAGACAAGGUUGACCGCAAUAGACCUCAUGGGAUUUGUGGUCGUUGAAGAUAACCCUAAACAGUGGUUAAGGAUGCCUGAUCAUGAGAUGGAGCAGAUUUUAACCAACAUUCGAGACGAAAACUUACGUUUGUGUAUGUCCUUUGGCAUUGGACUUCAUCAUGCUGGUCUAGUGGAAAAGGAUCGCAAGAUUGUGGAAGAGCUCUUUGUCAAUCAGAAAAUUCAGAUUCUUAUUACUACAGCAACCCUUGCAUGGGGUGUAAAUUUUCCAGCUCACUUGGUUGUAGUGAAGGGUACCGAAUAUUAUGAUGGAAAGACCAAGAGAUAUGUUGAUUUCCCAAUAACUGAUGUUUUACAGAUGAUGGGACGAGCUGGUCGUCCUCAGUAUGAUGAUGAAGGUGUUGCUGUUAUCCUUGUUCAUGACCAGAAAAAGCAUUUUUAUAAGAAAUUUUUGUAUGAGCCUUUCCCUGUGGAGUCCAGUUUGAUGAAUGUGUUACCAGAUCACUUGAAUGCUGAAAUUGUUGCUGGCACCAUUGGUAGCAAACAAGAUGCUCUUGAUUACCUCACCUGGACAUACUUUUUCAGGCGAUUACUGCAGAAUCCAUCAUACUAUAAUCUUAGUCUGGAAGAAGGUGUAGAAACAAAAGUAGCCGUGAAUGAAUUUCUCUCUGCAACUAUUGAUAGAGCUCUUACUUCUUUAGAAACUGCAUACUGCAUAGAAAUAGGUGAAGAUAAUCGAUCAAUAGAGGCAACACCCCUUGGGCGGAUAGCUUCUUUUUAUUACCUUUCUCAUUUGACCAUACAACACUUUCAAGAGAAACUCAAUAAAGAUAUGAGUAUGGAGGACAUUUUGAAUCAUCUUAGUGAGGCACAUGAAUAUGAUGAACUCCCUGUACGUCACAAUGAAGACAAUUUGAAUGCAGAGUUAGCCAAGUCCUGUCCAUUGCAAGUAAACCCGUAUACUUUUGAUUCCUCCAAUACAAAGGCUCACCUACUUCUCCAGUCCCACAUGUCUCGACUUCCACUCCCUUGUGUGGAUUAUUUGACAGAUACAAAGUCUGUUUUAGAUCAAGCAAUAAGAAUUUUACAGGCUUUAUUGGAUGUAUGUGGUUGUGCAGGAUGGCUCUCAGCCUCUCUUCAAGUUCAGGUAUUAAUGCAGAUGGUGACUCAAGCACGUUGGCAUACAGAUUCUUCUCUUCUUACUUUGCCUCAUGUGAAUUCUGAUAUCCUUAACUGCUUUAGUCAUGCAGGCCACACCAUACAGUGCCUUCCUGAAUUGAUUCAUGCUAUUGAUGGAAAGUAUGAGAAGCUUGCAAGAAUGCUGAGAAGUGAGCUAGAUGAAAAUCAAAUUGAAAAUGUCUUCAAGGUGUUACAACAACUUCCAGUGAUGAAAGUUGAUGUGUCUAUCAAAGGAGGGUUGGCUAACUCGGUUAAUCAAAGAGUUUUUAUGGAAAGACCAGAGAACAGCACCUCAUCUAAGAGAUGGAAUAAAGUUCAUGCUAACCAAGAGUAUGCCCUCAUAGUCUGUUUUAGUCGUUUGAAUAAGACUAGAGACCUGCGAGUGCAUGCACCCAAAUUCCCAAAAGCAAAAGAUGAGGGUUGGUUUUUGGUGCUUGGGGAAGUGGAAUCUGGAGAACUUAUAGCUCUGAAGAGGGUUCCUCCUGUCCGUGGCAGAGUAACUCACACCAUGGUGUUCACUACUCCUCCUGAACCUGGAAAUGCUGUUCUUACACUCUAUGUUAUGUCAGACAGUUACCUUGGAUUAGACCAACAGUAUGACAUUCAUUUAGAAAUAAUUGAUAAUAGUGGAAAUGAUAAAGGCCUGAAUGUUCCAGUUAGUGAACCAGAUGAAGUACCACAGAAAUGGCUUCCUCCACACACAGAUGCAAGUCAUGCACAGAAUAUACCUUUGAGUAAUUUUGAAUUAUAUGAAAAGCCAAAUGUAAAUGCAUCAUCUGGAGACUUUGAAGAGAGAUUUCGUAAUCCAGAAACUGGUGGGUAUGGAACUACACAAGUAGAUACUGGAGACGUUAAGGAAGAUAGCAAAGAGCAACGGUCCAGAAAUAAAUAUAGGAGGAGGGAGAAAUAACUUGCAUUUUACUAUUCAUAAUUGAGAUACUCGUGCUGUAGGUUUUUGGAUGUUGAAUGCAUCACAAUCUGUGAACUCUAACAACUUUUUUUAUUGUUACCAGAUAUUUAUGCAUAUGCAAGUUAAUUCUCGUUUGUUGUGUACAAUACUGUGAAAAAAAUGUGGUAUUUUUUAACAAGAAGGCAGUUUUGCUCUGCUUAGUGAAGACCAUAUUGACGAAUUAAUCAAAACUGCCUUACGGUGUGGUCUUUGUCAUAAAUUUAUUUCAUAUUCUUAAAUAUAUAUUGUCCUACUGUAUGGUAUUUAUAAAGUCGUAGUUUAUUUUGUUAACCUGAGUGGAAAGUAACAUUGUCCAUUAAUUAUUUAUGUAUAUAAACACUGAAGCUUUAAUGUAUUUUUACAUUCAUUUUGUAUUUAUUGAGGAUGGCUAAUUUCCUAAGAGUAUACUGUAUAUACUUUUAAAAUUAAGCAACACUCUAAGUUGGAUAUACUUCAACACACAUUCCAUCUUGUGUGUACAUAGUUGAUCAAUACAUGGUAGAAUUUCAAAAUAAAUUUUCCAUUUUGCUGCAUAUCUCACUGAUGUGGAAAACCAUCAUUACUCUUGGUAGUUAAAAUCAUUCAUGAUGACGUCAUAUGACAGUGCAUUAUAAAACAAUGGACCUUGUAGGGAAAAAAGGAAUAGGUUUUUUUUUACUUCAUUAUAAAACCGAAGCUGUGAUUAACAAUCUUCAUCUGAAGAACACUUUCAAAACAAUUGUAAAAUAGGAUAAGUAAAAGGUUGUGCUUGUAUACUUGAAAACUGGGGCAUAAUUGUCUCAACAUAAAAAAUUAAAGUCUUGGCAUUUAA
Messenger RNA from Macrobrachium nipponense, 7525 nucleotides. It is a transcript of the gene obe, whose product is annotated as activating signal cointegrator 1 complex subunit 3-like. NCBI's taxonomy places the organism in Eukaryota, Metazoa, Arthropoda, Malacostraca, Decapoda, Palaemonidae. The record is from RefSeq and is a predicted model, not a curated record. Gene Ontology annotation, molecular function: ATP hydrolysis activity; ATP binding; nucleic acid binding.